UGAUUAUAGAGUGCCUAAUUUAUUUUUUACUAGCUGCUCAAAUUAUACAUACUGAAAAACAGAUAGAAAAAAAAAUGGAAGACUCUGUUUCUUCUCCUCCAAAAAACACUUCAAAUGAUGAGAAAAAAUUAUGGGAUUAUCUCAAUUCCGUAAUUUCAUCAUCAAAAUUAUAUAGAUUUUCAGCUUAUUUGCUUCUCUUCUUUAUUUUCAUAUAUAUGCUUCUUUUGACUCGAUGGUCUGAUAUUACAAGUUUAGUAACAAGCAGUAGCAGAUUCAACUUCUCAAUGUUCUACAAGAACAACAACCAUGACUACCCAAAAAGAGACGAGUAUCUCCUCAACUGUACUUCAAGCAACAUGACACUUACAUGUCCUGCAAACUAUUUUCCUCCUAAAUCCAAUCUCACAUUCACGUCGUCGUCGUCGUCGUCGAACGAAACGUGCCCUGAGUACUUUCGUUGGAUACAUGAAGACUUAAAGACAUGGAAGAAGAAAGGAAUCACAAGAGAAAUGGUGGAGAGUUUAAAAGAUGUGGCUCAUUUUAGAUUGGUUAUUGUUAAUGGAACAGCCUAUGUUAAGCAAUAUUCAAAGGCUUUUCAAACAAGGGAUGUGUAUACAUUAUGGGGAAUUUUGCAACUUCUCAAGUUAUACCCUGGGAAAUUACCUGACCUUGAUUUUGUGUUUCAAUGCCAUGAUCAAGCUUCUAUUAAGAAAGCUAAUUAUAAAGGAAAGAAGGCUGCUUUUGCACCUCCACAAUUUCACUAUUGUGGGGAUGAUUCCACUUUUGAUAUUGUUUUCCCUGAUUGGUCAUUUUGGGGCUGGCCGGAAAUUAAUAUAAAGCCAUGGGUGCCAUUGAAGAAGGACUUUAAAGAUGGUAACGCCAUGAAAAACUGGACUUCUAGAAAGCCAUAUGCUUUUUGGAAAGGGAACUUGCAUACUGGUGCAAGAUUAAAGCUUGAAAAAUGCAAUUCUGUAAAUGAUUGGAAUGCUCAAAUUGUUAACCAGGAUUGGAACAAGGAAGUAGCAGAGGGGUUUAGGAAUUCUGAUUUGUCAAAGCAAUGUGUUCAUAGAUACAAGAUUUAUAUGGAAGGAAAUGCAUGGUCAGUGAGUGAGAAAUACAUUCUAGCUUGUGAUUCCAUGACCCUUUUAAUAAACCCUAUUUACUAUGAAUUCUUUACAAGAAGCUUAGUUCCUAUGAAGCAUUAUUGGCCUAUAAACCCCCAAAACCUAUGCAAAUCCAUCAAAUUUGCUGUUGAUUGGGGCAACCACAACACGGACAAAGCACAAAAGAUUGGAAAAGAAGGGAGUAAGUUCAUAUUCGAGCAGAUAAAGAUGGAAUAUGUGUAUGAUUACAUGUUUCAUGUGUUAUAUGAAUAUGCAAAACUACUAAAUUAUAGGCCCACCGUGCCUGAAGGAGCAGUUGAGCUUUGUUCAGAGAAAUUUGCCUGCAGCCCACCGGGCUUGGAGACCACGUAUAAGAAGGAGACUAUGGUUCAUGGGCCUUCAGAACGAGGCCCAUGUAAACUACCCCCGCCUUAUGAUUCACGCACACUUGAAUCUCUUCGUCAUCAAAAUGCCAAGAUCAAGAAACAAGUUGAGAAAUGGGAAAAAGGGAGUAAGUGAGGAAGAAGAAUUUUGAUUGUUGAGGAUGGUAUUGUAGAUUGGUGGAGCCGAAUUUUACAAGAUUCCACGAGAGUAGAUCUUGUUGCUUAUAUGUCGAUUAAAUCUUAUAGUCAAAGUUUCUCUCUUUUCAAAUGAUACUUGAAGUAGUAACAUCGAUUAGGAAAGAAUUUAGUAAAAAAGUUGGAUAUCCUUUUAUUGAUAAUUGCUAGGUUAAAUUGUAAUUUACUAGAGGAAAAGAACUCCUCCUGUUAUUUUUGUUCUUUAAUGUAAUCAUCUUACGCCAAAAACUAUUAUGUGCAUAUUCAAAUUCUAGAUUAUGAAUACCACUUAUUAUAAUUUUACCAACUAAA
Messenger RNA from Beta vulgaris subsp. vulgaris (sugar beet), 1972 nucleotides. RefSeq lists its product as uncharacterized. The transcript is spliced from 6 exons. Bases 75 to 1622 code for a protein of 515 amino acids. The record is from RefSeq and is a predicted model, not a curated record. NCBI's taxonomy places the organism in Eukaryota, Viridiplantae, Streptophyta, Magnoliopsida, Caryophyllales, Amaranthaceae.